AUGGAAAGUGUUCCUUAUUCAGAAGCAAUAGAUUGCUUAAUGUACUCAAUGGUGAGUACCAGACCUGAUCUAGCCUAUCCUAUAAGUGUACUAAGUAGGUAUAUGGCUAAUCCAGGCGAACCUCAUUGGGAAGGUUUGAAAUGGUUGUUAAGAUACAUCAAAGGCACUUUGAAUUAUGGAUUGCACCUCAAGAAAGCCAAGGGACAGAUUCAAUUGGAAGGAUUCGUGGAUUCUGAUUAUGCAGCAAAUAGAGACAAUAGGAAGUCAGUAACUUCAUUUAUUUUCUUGUUGAAUGGAAAUUGUAUUUGCUGGAAAACUCAACUACAACCUGUGGUGGCAUUAUCUACAACUGAGGCAGAAUUUAUGGCAGUAACUGAAGCUAUUAAACAGGGAAUUUGGCUUCAAGGUUUACUCAAAGAGCUAAAGAUGUUGAAGGGAAGAGUUACUGUAUAUUCAGAUAGUCAGUCAGCAAUUCAUCUCAGCAAAAAUCCAGUGUACCAUGAGCGUUCAAAGCACAUUGACAUUAGGUAG
Humulus lupulus (European hop) is the source of this 531-nucleotide messenger RNA. Its product is annotated as secreted RxLR effector protein 161-like. The coding region runs from base 1 to 531 and encodes 176 amino acids. The transcript has a single exon. Lineage: Eukaryota; Viridiplantae; Streptophyta; Magnoliopsida; Rosales; Cannabaceae. The record is from RefSeq and is a predicted model, not a curated record.